AUGCCAAAGUCAAAACGAUCACAAUCGAAUGCCUCCAGCGCGACGUCGACUGAACCGACGACAGAAUCCUCUAUCUCCACAACACCCUCCUUCUCCUCCGUCUACCCAUACUCCAGUCUAUUCGAUAAACCGCAAUUCAGGGUCCUGAUCGUAGGAGCAGGCAUUGGAGGUCUCAUGCUCGGGUACUGUUUAGAGCAAGCAGGGAUCGACUUCGUGGUUCUCGAGAGGAUGAAUCAGCUCCAAGUGCCCAAGACGACGAUACAAUUGACCUCUAAUACUCUUCAUGCAAUGGAGCAGAUGGGCUUGUUGGACGAGAUCAUGGAGAUUGCCAAACCAAUCUCGUGUGUCAAUCUGCGAAAACAUAACAUGUCCGUUGUAGGCAGACUCGACUGCACCUUUGCCAAAGACAGGUAUGGAUUCUAUUCCUACAUCGUUCAGCGGACAGAGUUUUGUCAAAUCCUCAUUUCGAAAAUGCGUCACGACCGUAUCCUCUGGGGUCGCUACGUUCAUGAUAUCGUCAAUGGGGAUGCCGGUGUCCAGGUCCGUUGUGCAAAUGGCCACGUCGAACAGGCUUCGGUUCUUGUAGGGGCGGAUGGCGCCCACUCGGCUGUCCGACAAAACCUCUACCGAAGCCUGAAAGGAAAGGCAUACCUGCCAAAGUCCGAUAUGGAGGCGCUCAAGUUUACACAGAACGCCAUCAUUGGUCUGACCAACCCCUUGAACCCAACUCAGUACCCAGGCGUCAGCGAUGAGUUUGGCGAGUGUAACAUUGUCAUCGGCAAGGAAUCUCCCUAUACGCUGUGGAUCUCUCCAACGUCAGGGGACAAAGUCAACUGGAGCGUGACUGGGCCAAUGUUGACGAGCAGCGCUAGCGAUGAGAACUUUAUGGUGUCGCAGUUUGGACAAGAAGAGGCCGAGAGGACGUGUUUGUUGAUCAAGGAUCUUAAGAUCCCGUUUGGCGGCACCCUUGCCGACUUGAUCAAGAACACAUCCAGAGAGUGCAUUACCAAGAUCCUUGUGGAAGAAAAGUUUGUCUCAUUUUCGGGUCAAGGAGCCGAACAAGCCAUCAUGGAUGCAAUAUGCCUCACAAACCUCUUCCACAAGCUCGAAUCGCCCUACACCCACAGCGAUAUCCAACUAGCCUUCGAAGCCUACCAAGAGGAACGUCUGCCCGCAACCAAAGCUGCCGUCCAGUCGUCAGGCCAGGUCGCCAAUACGAUCAAUAGCCAGGGGUGGAGUGCGGAUUUGAAACGCAGACUGGCGUUCAACUUACCGAACUGGAUCCAGGCCGCGUCGGUGGACAAGACGCAAGCGAGGCCGUUGUUGAAUUUCUUGCCGCCGAUUCGGGAUCGCGGGGCGCGGUCUGUCAAGUCUUUCAAGUUGAGUAAUGAUGAGAAUGGGCACCGAUCUACUCGUUCCCUCAGCAGCGUCAAAAGCUAG
Messenger RNA from Linnemannia hyalina, 1440 nucleotides. The record is from the annotation of a GenBank genome assembly. NCBI's taxonomy places the organism in Eukaryota, Fungi, Mortierellomycota, Mortierellomycetes, Mortierellales, Mortierellaceae.